CCUUCAGUAGAUGCACGGCGGCUUGAGACUCUGGGUGUCCGGAGGUGCUCCUCAUCAUCAUCGGUCCUAAUAAGGGCUACGAAAAGAUACGAAACUGACACCCGUAACCACCAUGCCUUGUCAGUCUCCUAGUAUACGCUUCAGCACCUAACCUCCUUCUAAUACGAAGACCUAUCGCACAGCCAUCUCCAGAAUAGUACCGUUUAAUCUAAAGAAUACUUCAGAAUAGGUGUGCCUUCUCACCAUGAAACUCUUUGCACUAAUUGGGCUCAAAGCUGCCUUAUGCGGUGCGUUAGCGGUACCCGCGCCGGACUCCCGUCUAAUGGAAGAACGAAGCAAGCUGCAGAGCUGCACGAACUUCUAUCUUGACUGGAAUGGGAAGGGAUUGGCCUUUCUCCACGCAGAAUGCUAUGGCUACAAUUACAGACAUGGAGAAUGGAACAAGGUCGACGCCGGUAUAGAUCUCAACAAAUGCAUGGCCAACGCGGAUGGCAGCUUGCAGGAUCGCGAGCACGGAUUCUUCGCUUCAACCUGUCAUAAACUGAGCGUCAUUCAAGCUCCCGACCCCGACAGUCAUGCAAUUCUAUUCUCUGCGACAUGCGACGGUCCACCGCCUUUGGGUGGAACAAUAAGUACCCGCGAUCUAGGACAUUUUAUUACUGUUGAUAAUGGCACACUCACUUGCUUCAAUCUACAGGAGCCAUAUUGCCCUGAAUGUUGGCAUGCCGAGUAAGGAGGCCAACUCUUCUACACCGGUGAUAACUAUGUUGUGGGGAAUUGAUGGAAGGGGGUAUUUAGAUUUCGACUAGGUGUUGAGAGAAUUAUCCUGCAAAAACCUGGGUGUUUAAGGCGAGCUUACAGCAUUUUUGGCCACAAAAUGUUUAGAUGUCAUCAUUUUGGUUAUUUUCCUAUUGAAUUGUCCCAAGGAAGGGCACAGAGGACUAUUUUAGCAGGUUUCCACGCAACACCCACCGCAACCACUAUUGACUCUUCACGAGGCUUGAUUGCAUGUCUUUCGCCUUUGCGGUCGUCAUAAUAAUGACCACGUUCACAGAAAACCCCGCCCCAUGAAUUAUGCCCCUUUAUGUAGCUCUUUGUGUACGAUUUUAUGCCGCUAUCUUUGAGAAAGCGUUCGUGAUGCUCUGUUUCAGGUGUGCAUCAGCUCCAUCGUCUUGCUGAAGGCGAUCUCAACUGCGCUCCUGAGUGCUGGCUGU
This is a messenger RNA of Xylaria bambusicola, 1214 nucleotides long. RefSeq lists its product as uncharacterized. Bases 245 to 733 code for a protein of 162 amino acids. The record is from RefSeq and is a predicted model, not a curated record. Lineage: Eukaryota; Fungi; Ascomycota; Sordariomycetes; Xylariales; Xylariaceae. The transcript has 3 exons.